AAGACUUGUUCAGGAUUAGCAUAGAAAGAUAGCUUGUUGCCAACUCUUGACGAUUCUCAGUUUGUAACGGGUUUGUGACAACGCAUUAUUCGAGCCGAAAAGGUGUUGUUAAUUUAUCACAGUAAUAUUCUAAAGAAAAGAUAAGUAAUAAAGCUGAGAAGAUACCCAACACUUGACCAUCAAAAUGGGAGACAGAAAAAAUGAUAUGGAAAGAGUUGGAUUAUUCCAGGAGAUGGGAUAUGUAUCAAUUGGUGACAAAUAUAAAGCACCUGGAAUCAGCUUCAAUGAAAAGAGUGCUAAGGGUAAACAAAUGUUACCUGGUGGAACUAAAGAUAAAUCUGCACUUCAACAUGGUUAUUUUAAUGAUAAAUUUACUAGAGUACUGGAAGGAGAGGCGUAUAGUGAUCCUAUUAAAAUGAGAAGACAAAAUAGAUUGGAAGAAGCUAAGAGAAAUUUAUCCAAACCAUUUUUACCAAGUAGUGGAGAUAGAAAACCAUCAGGAUUAGGUAGUCAUUUUGGUACGUUCGGUGGAAAUGUUUCAGCUUUUAGUCCUGGUGUGUCAGCAGGAAAAGGAUACAAAGCUCCUGGUAAAAAUGUUUUAACAAAUCCUGGCAAGAAAGGAACAGGUUUUGGUUAUGCUGGAGUGACACUCAGUGCCUAUCCACCAUAUAAAAGUGAGCAUUAUGACAGGGCUAGAGAACUCAUAAAGAAAGAAGUGGAAUUACAUCGUAAAUCAGUUAAAGGUGGUUCCUUCAAGUUAAACCUUCAUCCACAAGCUUAUUUUGAUAACAAUCCUUAUAAAACAGAUAAAAACCUACCACCUUUACAAAAAACUCCAUCUGGAAAAUCAGAUUUGAAACCAUUUAAACCAAGCUCUCCUGGCAAGAAGCCUGCUGGAGCGAAAAUUGGAACAUUUGAUCCCUACCCAACACAUUCUACUGAUCCUUAUAAUGUUAAAUAUGUUAGACCGGUACAUGUAGUUAAUAAAAGUGGUAAAAUAUUCUCACCAUCACAAGGUCCAAAGACUACUCCUUGUAAUUCUAUUGUAAAUCAAAAUGUUUUAAGAACAAUGAAUGUACAGAACUAUAGAUCUAUGACAGUAAUGUAAGAACAGGAGAGAAGAUUUUUAAACUAAAUCAUGUUUUAUUCAUCCAUUUUGUUUUUAUUCAUCCACUUUUUUUAUUGAUUUUACACUAUACCAAGGCUUGUAAACUUUUUGUAAAUUUUAUUUUUGUAAUUUAUAUGAAACAUACAAAUGCAACAUAUGGCAGUUAGUUAACCAAUAAACUGUUACCCUAUGGUGGUUAUGGUCGUAUAUCAGGACAAAGGUUGGCUGGAAAAUUGAACCUUUGCACAUUUGAGUGUAUAU
Messenger RNA from Lottia gigantea (owl limpet), 1369 nucleotides. RefSeq lists its product as hypothetical. Bases 185 to 1108 code for a protein of 307 amino acids. The record is from RefSeq and is a predicted model, not a curated record. Lineage: Eukaryota; Metazoa; Mollusca; Gastropoda; Lottiidae. The transcript is spliced from 7 exons. Gene Ontology annotation, cellular component: centrosome.